GGUUUCUCCGACUGUGACUCAAGUGCACCAGUGCCUUCUCUCCUCCGAAGCUUUGGACCUGCUGGACCCUAUAUGUUGCGCCCCAUCUCCGACUAGCCACAUUCCUGCCUCUUGCAGGCCAGGCUCUGCCUAGAGCCCCUUCCUGGGUGGCGCUUCUCCUGGUGCUCCGGCUCUUGCUCCUCAGGGCCCGGCUCUGCCUCCCACGAAAUGUACUUCCUAGGCACCCGCAUGGUGUUGGUUUCGUAGGGUCCCUUGUGCUUCCCCCGGAUGGGCGGUUCCCAAGAUAGAGCCAGGUCAGUCCGAUUGGUACCCAUAGCCCAGUGACAGAAUGCGGGACUAUCUAGAUCAAUUAUUUUUGGCCAAUCAAAGGUAGGAGUGAAACAGUCUCUAAGGAGGAGGCGCAGAGUUUCCUGAUAGAUAACCGUCUCCUGGAGAAGGCUGAGCUGCUGGCCCCGUUCUCGGAUAAACUGCACCCAGAGCCAAACGAUGUCACUCCUGCCACCCACCAGGGCCCCUGAAAGGGUCUUGCUACCUAUUCCAAAGAGGGAGUGAAGGGAGGAGGAGUUGGGGUCUGACUCCGACCAAGUCCCGUCACCAGCCACUCUGAGGGUGAAAUGGCAAGAGAAGAAGGAGGGGCUCCAGCUGGUCUGUGGUGAGAUGGCCUACCAGGUGGUGGAAAAGAGCGCAGCCCUGGGCACCCUGGAAUCCGAACUAGAGGAGCGACGCAGCAGGCUGGCGGCUCUGGAAUCUAAGGUGGCGCAGCUACGGGAGGCGCGGGCGCAGCAGAGCCGGCAGGUGGAAGCGCAGGGGGCCCGGAACGCAGCGCAGCGGCUGGCGUACGAGGCACUGCGCGCGCACCUGGGAUUCCAGGAGGCGGCCCUGCGCAGGCUGGAGGAGGAGGCGCGCGACCUGCUGGAGCGGCUGGUGCAGCGCAAGGUCCGCGCGGCUGCCGAGCGCAAUUUACGCAACGAGCGCCGCGAGAGGGCCAAACAGGCACGGGUGUCCCAGGAGCUAAGGAAGGCUGCCAAGCGGACAGUGAGCAUCUGCGAGAGCCCAGACGCCCUAGGCACCGGGAUCAAGGAGAAGGCUGAGGUGACGCUGACACUGCCUGCUGAGCCGGAAUUUCUAGCGAGCGAGGCUGGUGAGAAGUGGAAGAGGCCUUUUAGGUCUGCCUCUGCCACCUCCCUGACUCUGUCUCACUGUGUGGAUGUGGUGAAGGGGCUUCUGGAUUUUAAGAAGAGGAGAGGACACUCAAUUGGGGGAGUCCCUGAGCAGCGAUACCAGAGCAUCCCUGUGUGCGUGGCUGCCCGACUUCCCACCCGGGCUCAGGAUGUGCUGGAAGCCCACCUUUCUGAGGUCAAUGCAGUUUGUUUUGGUCCCAAUAGCAGCCUCCUGGCCACUGCGGGGACUGACCGCCUCAUCCACCUCUGGAACGUCGUGGGAGAUCGUCUGGAGGCCAACCAAACCCUUGAAGGAGCUGGCGGAAGUGUCACCAGUGUGGACUUUGACCCCUCGGGCUCCCAGGUGUUGGCAGCCACGUACAACCAGUCCGCUCAGCUCUGGAAGGUGGGAGAGGCCAUGUCCAAGGAGACAUUGUCUGGACACACAGACAAGGUGACAGCUGCCAAAUUCAAGCUAACGAGGCACCAGGCAGUGACUGGGAGUCGGGACCGGACGGUGAAGGAGUGGGACCUCGGUCGUGCCUACUGCUCCAGGACCAUCAAUGUCCUCUCCUACUGUAAUGACGUGGUAUGUGGGGACCAUGUCAUCAUCAGUGGCCACAAUGACCAGAAGAUCCGGUUCUGGGACAGCAGGGCCCCCCGCUGCACACAGGUCAUCCCCGUGCAGGGCCGGGUCACCUCCCUGAGCCUCAGCCACGAUCACCUGCAUCUCCUCAGCUGUUCCCGGGACAACACACUCAAGGUCAUCGACCUGCGUGUCAGCAAUGUCCGCCAGGUGUUCAGUGCUGAUGGCUUCAAGUGCGGUUCUGAUUGGACCAGAGCUGUGUUCAGCCCAGACAAAAGCUACGCGUUGGCAGGUUCCUGGGACGGAGCCCUUUAUAUGUGGGACGUGGACACUGGGAAAUUGGAGAGUAGCCUACGUGGACCCCACAGCCUGGCCCUCCCUCCCUCAGCACUGCUGUCAACGCCGUGGCCUGGUGCUACUCUGGGAGCCACGUGGCGAGCGUGGACCAGGCCAGGAAGGUCGUGCUCUGGCACUAGUGCCGGGACCUCCCCUGCCUGGGCUGGAGCUUGAGUCCGAAGGCUGGAGCCAGAGAACAGCUUCCCAGUGGGCCCCAGGGAGGCGUGGGCGGGGUGGGGUGGCUCAGGGCCUCCAGUGGGGAAGAAGGCCAGCGGGACCUGGCCUGUUUAAAAACAAAGUGUGGGUUGGGGGGACAGAUUACAGUACUUUUUGUUUAUCUCCGUCUCCUCACUUUCUGUGCCAAAAUGGAAAAAAAAUGCAUCUAAACUGGCGUCUGC
Messenger RNA from Artibeus jamaicensis (Jamaican fruit-eating bat), 2480 nucleotides. It is a transcript of the gene ATG16L2, whose product is annotated as autophagy related 16 like 2. Gene Ontology annotation, cellular component: autophagosome membrane. Gene Ontology annotation, biological process: autophagosome assembly; negative stranded viral RNA replication. The record is from RefSeq and is a predicted model, not a curated record. Gene Ontology annotation, molecular function: protein binding. Lineage: Eukaryota; Metazoa; Chordata; Mammalia; Chiroptera; Phyllostomidae. The transcript has 19 exons. The coding region runs from base 658 to 2256 and encodes 532 amino acids.